CUCUUGAACACAACUUGUGACUUCCCAUUAUUCAUAAGCAAAAUGAGAAGGUUGUUAAUGAUGUUGGGACUAUGCGUCCUAGUGUUGUCCCUGUUUCCAGUUGCAUUAUCGGAGCGGUGCCACCCACAAGACAAGAAGGUGCUCCUCAGGUUCAAAAGGGAACUCAACAACCCUUACUUCCUAGCUUCUUGGGACCCAAAAGAGGACUGCUGUGACUGGUACUGUGUCAAGUGUGACGACAGAAAUAACCGUAUCUACACAAUAUUUCUAAGAUCCGAUGAGCCAGACCCCAAUGUCACCGGCCAAAUACCACCCUCUGUCGGUGACCUCCCUUACCUCCAGGGCCUCAGCUUCCACAACCUCCCCAACCUAGUCGGCCCAAUUCAGCCCACCAUCGCCAAACUCCACAAACUAACCGGUAUCUUUUUCUCCAAUACUGGUAUCUCAGGCCCAAUACCUGAAUUUCUGGCCCAGAUUAAGACCCUCCAGUAUAUCGAACUUUCCUCUAACAGACUCUCGGGCCCCAUUCCCAGCUCACUUUCCCAACUGCCUAAUCUCAUCUCUCUACAGCUGGACAGGAACAAAUUGACGGGCCGAAUCCCGGCCUCUUUUGGAUCCUUCAAGAAGCCCGGGCCAGAUCUCAUCCUCUCUCACAACCAACUUUCCGGGCCCAUUCCCGCUUCCUUGGGCAACCUAGACCCAGACAGGAUAGACUUGUCAAGGAACAACUUCGUAGGCGAUGCUUCAUUUCUUUUCGGGAGCAAGAAAAAGACUCGGGUACUUGACCUUUCCAGGAACGCCUUCUCCUUUGAUCUGUCUCGUUUGACGUUUCCCAAGGAAACCUUAACUUGGUUGGAUAUCAGUCACAAUAAUAUCUAUGGCAGCAUUCCAAUGGCGUUGACGAAAGUGCGAUAUUUCCAGCAAUUGAACUUCAGUUUUAAUCCUGGCUUGAAGGGUCAAAUACCGCAGGGUGGGGGAUUGCAAACAUUCGAUAAAUAUUCAUAUUUUCACACUAACUUGUGUGGCUCUCCACUUCCGCCCUGCACCAAAUAGAUUAACAGAUUACUUCCACUUUCAAUAACAUAAGUUUUCUGUUUUCCCACUAAGGGGUUCGUUCCAGUUUGAAUAAAAUAAGUUUGAGCUUUUCAGAA
This is a messenger RNA of Vigna angularis (adzuki bean), 1151 nucleotides long. RefSeq names its product polygalacturonase inhibitor. NCBI's taxonomy places the organism in Eukaryota, Viridiplantae, Streptophyta, Magnoliopsida, Fabales, Fabaceae. The record is from RefSeq and is a predicted model, not a curated record. Gene Ontology annotation, molecular function: protein binding. The transcript has a single exon. The coding region runs from base 43 to 1053 and encodes 336 amino acids.